UUUUUAUGUGAAUCUGAAACAACACUAAAUAAAUGGAGAUUUCAAUUACUUAUAUAAUUUCCUUCAAAAAAAAAAAUAUCAACCUAUCUUUUUUUACUUGUAUAAUAUUUAGGAUGACUACCGCUAAGAAGUUACGUAUUCUUUGUCUUCAUGGCAUGGUUCAAAAUGCUGCUGUUUUCCGUAAAAAGACAUCUGUUAUUAGAAAGAAGCUUGAUAAAAUAGCAGAUUUAGUUUAUGUAACUGCUCCUCAGAUGACAACCGAUCCUAAAUAUACUUCUGAAGCUCACCGUGCUGCUGCUGCUGAUGAAAAUGCACCUGAGGAGGAAAAGCCUUUUGCUUGGUGGCAUCCUUAUGAUGAUAAGCAAACUGAAGAUGGUUAUUAUAUGGGAUUCAAAGAGUCUGUUCAACAUUUGAAAGAUAUUAUGAUCAAAGAGGGACCAUUUGAUGGUAUUUUUGGUUUCUCUCAGGGUGCAUGUCUUGCUGGUGUUAUGCUUGCUUGUCUUGAGGAUCGUUCUUUAGCACCUACUCUUUUUGGUCCUGAUUUCGAUCAUCCUAACUUCAAGUUUGCUAUACUUGCUGCUGGUUUUAAGCCUUUCCCUCAGAAAGCUACACAAAACAUCUGGACUCAUAAAAUUUCUACACCUACUUUGUUUAUGAUUGGUGAAGAAGAUAAGUUGAUUACUCCUGCUCUUCAAGAAACUCUUGUGGAACAAUGCAUUGACCCUGUUAUCAUUCGCCAUUCUGGAGGUCACGUUGUACCUUCCAACGCUGCAUCCCGUAAUGAAACUCUUGCAUUUGUUUCCAAGUUUGCAAACAAUUAGAUAAUAAUAAUAAUAUCCUUAAUAUAUCAUUUUCAUAGAUUUGUCAUAGACUAUUAACAAACAAUAAGCAUUUGCAUAAUAUAGAUACAGUACAUACAGAAUAAUAAUGAUAUGUCAAUAGAGAAAAGGAAAAGAAUA
Messenger RNA from Cokeromyces recurvatus, 959 nucleotides. RefSeq names its product serine hydrolase FSH. Gene Ontology annotation, cellular component: cytoplasm; nucleus. The transcript is spliced from 5 exons. The coding region runs from base 33 to 821 and encodes 262 amino acids. Lineage: Eukaryota; Fungi; Mucoromycota; Mucoromycetes; Mucorales; Mucoraceae. The record is from RefSeq and is a predicted model, not a curated record.